Molecule: messenger RNA, 3202 nt
Organism: Hippocampus zosterae (dwarf seahorse)
Lineage: Eukaryota; Metazoa; Chordata; Actinopteri; Syngnathiformes; Syngnathidae
Gene: nox1
Product: NADPH oxidase 1
Exons: 13
Coding region: 125-1822 (565 amino acids)
Biological process (GO): defense response; superoxide anion generation
Cellular component (GO): plasma membrane; NADPH oxidase complex
Molecular function (GO): superoxide-generating NAD(P)H oxidase activity
Source: RefSeq, a predicted model, not a curated record
UGUGCGUUCGUAAAUUGGUGUUACUUCCUUGUGUGCCAGGUCACUGGCGCUUGAGGGAGGAGCCUGCAGCCUUUAAAAGAGGGGCGAUGUCGCGCCUUGUGUAAUCUCAUUGAAGGUGUUCAACAUGGCCAACUGGAUUAUUAACAACGGUGUUACCUGUGUCACACUGGUGGUAUGGAUGGGCAUCAACAUCUUCCUCUUUGUAUGGUUUUAUCUCGUCUAUGAUGUGGGGGAUGAGUUCUUUUACACACGCCAUCUCUUAGGCUCGGCUCUGGCCUGGGCCAGGGCUCCCGCCGCCGUCCUGAACUUCAAUUGUAUGCUGAUCCUCCUCCCUGUGUGUCGCAACCUGCUGUCACUCAUUCGGGGCUCCCUCGUGUGUUGCAGUCGUAGUUUGAGGAAGCAGCUGGACAAAAAUAUUGAAUUCCACAAAUUAGUGGCUUACACGAUCGCCCUGAUGACAGCGGUUCACGUCAUCGCUCAUCUCCUGAACGUGGAGUGGUACAACAACAGCAGACAAGGCGUUUACGAUGAUCUCAGCACAGCACUGUCCAACCUGGCCGACACCAAAAACACCACCUACCUCAACCCCAUUCGCAUAACAAGUCUAGAUCCACAGCAAAUUCCCACUUACUUGGUAUUCACCACCAUUGCGGGCAUCACAGGGGUCAUUAUAACCCUGUGCCUCAUCCUCAUUAUCACGUCUUCCAUGGAGGUCAUCCGCCGCAGCUACUUUGAGGUCUUUUGGUAUACGCACCACCUCUUCAUCAUCUUCUUCGCCGGCCUCGUCAUUCACGGCGCCGGGCGCAUCGUGAGGAGUCAAAAAGACAGCCCGCCGCACAACUUCACUCUCUGCAAGGACCGCAGUGACGAGUGGGGGAGGAUUCCCCAGUGCCCCAUCCCACAGUUUGCAGGGGGCUUUCCCAAGACUUGGAUGUGGGUGAUCGGUCCGAUGAUUCUGUACCUGUGUGAGCGGCUGCUGCGUUUAGUCCGAUAUUUGCAGACAGUCCAAUACCGAAAGAUCGUGAUGCAUCCAUCCAAGGUGCUGGAGUUGCAGCUGGUCAAGAAGGGCUUCAAAAUGGAGGUGGGCCAGUACGUGUUCCUCAACUGCCCGGCCAUCUCGCAACUGGAGUGGCACCCAUUCACCAUGACCUCAGCCCCCGAGGAGGACUUCCUCAGCGUGCACAUCCGCUCGGCCGGAGACUGGACCGAAAAACUCAUCAGCAUCAUGCAGCAGCUGCCCGAGGGCGCGCAAGGGCCCAAAAUGGGCGUAGACGGACCCUUCGGUACGGCCAGCGAGGACGUGUUUGACUACGAGGUGGCCAUGCUGGUGGGGGCGGGAAUUGGCGUCACCCCCUUCGCCUCCAUCCUCAAGUCCAUCUGGUACAAAUUCAAGGAUUCCAACCCAGGGCUGCGCACACGAAAGAUCUACUUCUACUGGCUGUGCCGAGAGACAAAUGCUUUUGAGUGGUUUGCCGACCUCCUGCAAGACCAAGAGAGGGAGAUGGAGGAGAGGGGCAUUGGGGAUUUCCUCACCUACAAGCUCUUUCUGACCGGAUGGGAUCAGAGUCAUGCCAAUCAUGCCAUGGUGCACUUUGACGAGGAGACUGAUGUGAUCACAGGACUCAAACAGAAAACUCAUUAUGGAAGACCCAACUGGAAUAAGGAGUUUGAACAAGUCCGCAAGGAGAAUCCCUCGGCUGUGGUGGGAACAUUCUUGUGCGGCCCGGCAGUUUUGGCGAAAGUCUUGGAAAAGAAAUGCGCCGAAUACUCGGAGGUGGACCCGCGAAAGACAAAGUUCUACUUCAACAAAGAGAACUUUUGAGCUGGGGAAAAAACUCUCCUUCCAGUCUCCUUUUGGGAAGACCUGGUGGGGAAAUGUUUUCUUAUUGCUAAUUAAGGCACGUAUGCGUGUUGAAAGCGUGCACGCAAAAUAAGAAUAGUAAUAAUAAUAAUUCUGACAACAAUGCUGGGCAUGUUGCUCCACUAGUCUGAAUUCUCCCUAUUGUCUCUCUACCACUGGUCUUGAUGGUUUAGUAAAAAUGUGCACAUAUUUAAAGAACAGGGUUUCCUUCAACAACUCAUGAAUGCAUGUUUAUUACAAAACCUACAAAAUCGUGUCAGUGAAGUUGAACCUAAAAGUUGCACAUUUACUGUUGUAAUAGCAAAACAUUUUUUUAAAUAAGUGUUGCACACAUGAGAAAAUUACCUGUAAAAAGCAAUACAUUACAAGAAAAAAAAACAAUAUCUUAAAUUGGGGAACAAUUUGAAAAACAAUUUUGUUGAGUUACAUUUUUAUGCCGAUUCAAAAAGUAUGACUUGCUCUAGUAAGACAAGUUGACUAGGAAUGGACUCAGCUGCGUGACAACUCGUCACAACUGAGAGUGCAGUGAGAGGUGUGUGCAGCUGACAGUAGGUCAGUACUAUCAAUAUCUACAAACAGAAAGCUAGCAUAGUAGGAAAUCAGGGGAUUAGUGCUAACUUCUCUUUUGACCUUGUAACCAUGGGUUGUAAAUUCUAGUUUGUUUUAUGCUGCUGUUUAAAAGUUUUCAAAGCUUGUAACUAUUCUAUCUUUGUGUUUUAUUUCCAUACAUACACAUUGAUUUCAGGGGUUUUCUUCAGUUUUGGAUUCAGCACCCCAAAAUGUUAAAAUCAGCUGUCUGACCUAAUUUAAAAAAUAUCUUCCCCAAUGUUAUUAUACAUAUAUAUAACACACACACACCUUUUUGGCAUGCCUAUUUGUUGCUCAAUGAAAUACAAAACCCCAUUGAAGCAUUUCCCAAAGAGCCAUUUUGAGCCCUGAGCUUCAUUUUUGCAAUGAGCGCUUUCACACCAAAUGUUGCAAUCGUUCCUUUGUUUACAUUUUGUAUUGUACAUUACAUUUAUCAUGUAUUUAUAUAUAAAUAUAUAUAUCAUGUAUAUCAUAGUAGUUACCUGUGUUUUCAAAAGUUCCCAAUUUAGUAUUUUGACAUAUGUUCAGAGCUGUGUAAAUAUAAACUUAGGCAACUUGUUUUUUGGGAGGUUUUUUUUUUUGUAAAUAUGAAGGAAGACGCGCACCUGGGAAAAAAAGGCAUGGGCCCUGUGGUUAAUCAUUCCCUGAAGCCAAUGACAGUUAUGUUUAAACUCCAUUUAAUGAAGAACUCAAGUGCUAAUUUUCCACUAUUGUCUUUAUGCGUCUGGUAAAUAAAGGAUAAGUGCUCAUGUU